AUGCGAAAUUUCAUAUCUCCACCCAAAGAUUGGGAUUUCCAAGUGAAGAACGUGCCCCAGACCUCGAAGCGACAUAGAGACAAGUGGAUCAGCUUCAAGAGCAUCAAGUCGCCGUACAUUUUGAUCAAAGUAGGGAUGACGACCCAAUUGCCCAACGUGCGCAUCAAACAGUGGGAGUUGAAAUGUAAGCACGAGUUGGUCAAUAUGGGUCCCGCGAAUCUGCAUUUGGCUAAGCCGCAUUUGAGUUGGUGGCAGCGGAUGGCGAACUUGAGUUUGGAAGAUGGUCAAAGAGUAGAUGCAACGUACCGCAAUUUGCAAAACGAGGGGUUUUAUUGUAACGGGAAUUUGAAAAAUGUCGAGAUGGCGAUACAUUCCAAGCUAAGAGCAAAUUAUGGCAAGGGUGAUGUUUUCUGCAGCGGGUGUGUUUCUGACGAUGACCUCACCGUCAACAAAAGCACCAAAGCGGUGCCCUUAAGGCACAAUUUCAAAGUGCACGUGGAAUGGUUCUUGGUGCCCAAGACAGAUCUUACUCUGGUCUACAAAUUGAUCGACGAGACGUGCAACGCACACGCCAGAGCCAAUUGA
Messenger RNA from Lodderomyces beijingensis, 585 nucleotides. NCBI's taxonomy places the organism in Eukaryota, Fungi, Ascomycota, Pichiomycetes, Serinales, Debaryomycetaceae. The record is from the annotation of a GenBank genome assembly.